Messenger RNA from Nymphaea colorata (pocket water lily), 1691 nucleotides. Its product is annotated as maltose excess protein 1-like, chloroplastic. Gene Ontology annotation, cellular component: chloroplast envelope. The transcript has 10 exons. Lineage: Eukaryota; Viridiplantae; Streptophyta; Magnoliopsida; Nymphaeales; Nymphaeaceae. Gene Ontology annotation, molecular function: maltose transmembrane transporter activity. Bases 93 to 1622 code for a protein of 509 amino acids. The record is from RefSeq and is a predicted model, not a curated record.
AACAGCAGUCGUUAGGUGGGAUGCGUCCGGGAACUUGUUAAACAGAUGGCAGCCGGCCAAGGCACGGCGAGUCCAUCUCGAGGCUUCCGGUAAUGGAUCUGCCACGGCGCUUCAGGGGAUUCGAACCCUGCACGUUUCCACUGCCGGAUCCUCCUUUAAACCAGGGUUCCUUUUUGUACACUCCACUAGUCUCUGGCCGCCGCACCCACACCGGUCUGCCUGGCUCAGGUGGGCUUCGACUAUUCCGGCCGCAGACUGGUAGGUGCGCCCGCUCCCACUAUCAAGCCUCGCUCGGCUCGAUGGAGGCAGCGGCCGUGCCCCUCCUUCUGUCUCCCCGCCGCCCCUUCAAUGCUGCCCUCGUCAAGCCUUUCUCCUCGGCCACUCUGACAGCCCGCCGCCGGCCACCGCCCCAUUCGCUGAGAGUGCUUGUAGGAUUCCGCCUUCUUUCCGGCCUUUCCCGGACUACCUUCUGCUGCAGGAUCAAUGCCUCCUCCGAUUCCGGGAGCUCUUUCCUGGAUCAUGCUAGCGGCAAGGAGGAGGAGGAGGGGAAUGCGAAGGGAUCUGGCCGGUCCGGGCGGAGCUACGAGGAGUCGGAGUCGGUGCGGUGGGACGCGUUAACGGCGAAGUUCGCUGGCGCGGCGAACGUGCCGUUCUUGCUGCUCCAGCUGCCGCAGAUCGUGCUGAACUGCCGGAACCUCAUGGCGGGCAACGCGCGCGCCCUCUUUGCGCUGCCCUGGAUCGGAAUGUUAACUGGGUUGCUGGGAAACCUUUGUUUGGUUUCUUAUUUUGCCAAGAAAAAAGAGACAGAGGCUGUUCUGGUUCAGACAUUGGGCGUGCUCUCAACUUAUGUAGUUAUAGUUCAACUCGCUCUGGCGGAAGCUAUGCCUCUCCCUACCUUCAUAGCCACUUCAGCUAUUGUAGCAUGUGGAAUGUUUCUAAAUUUUUUAUAUUAUUUCAGACUUCUUCCUCUUUUUAUUUGGAGAUGCUGGGAGGAUUUCAUUACUAUCGGUGGCCUUUCAGUUCUUCCACAGGUUAUGUGGUCGACUUUUGUUCCUUACAUUCCGCAAAGCAUCUUGCCUGGGGCUGUUGCCUUUUCUGUUGCAGUUAUUGCAGUCUUAAUGGAACGCACUGGGAAACUUUCUGAUGCUGGUGCGAGUUUCGUCAGUUCUAUUUCUGGAUGGACAGCCACUUUGCUUUUCAUGUGGAUGCCUGUCGCACAAAUGUGGACAAAUUAUCUCAAUCCAGACAAUAUUAGAGGCUUAUCGGCUUUCUCAAUGCUGCUUUCUAUGGUUGGUAACGGGCUUAUGAUUCCACGUGCACUUUUUAUACGUGAUCUCAUGUGGUUUACUGGAUGUACAUGGGCUUCUGUCUUGUAUGGGUGGGGCAAUUUGAUCUGCAUGUACUGUUUCAAAAGCAUCAGCUGGAAGUUGUUUUAUGCUGCGACACUUGGUUUAAUUACAUGGAUAGGAGUUACCUUCUGGAGAGACACCACAGUCUAUGGUUACAGUUCUCCUGCCUUGUCAUUAAGAGACUUGAUUUCAGGACGUCGUGUUCGAGACACGAAGGAACCAGUAUACCAAGGCGGACAGUUGCUUGCUUUGCAGCCAAAACCUACGGCUUAGACCUUGUGAGACCUUCUGAAGAAACAAGGAAAAGAAAAAGGACUUAAAUGCUGAAAAAAGGGAAAAGAG